Molecule: messenger RNA, 2281 nt
Organism: Chara braunii
Lineage: Eukaryota; Viridiplantae; Streptophyta; Charophyceae; Charales; Characeae
Source: the annotation of a GenBank genome assembly
UCUCUCUCUCUCUCUCUCUCUCUCUCUCUCUCUCUCUCGUUUAUCUUUGUUUUUCUGUUUGUCGCCACGUUUUUGCUCGUUUCUCGCUCUUGCCGCCGGGGUAGUCGUCUGUGGCUGUUGUUUGAUUUUUCUAUAUUUCUAAUUACUCCUGGAUUCGAACUCAGGUCUCUCUGUUUUUCAGCAGUUGACGAGUCGACCAUCUGAAUUUCUCUCUCUCUCUCUCUCUCUCUCUCUCUCUCUCUCUCUCUUGUUUAUCUUUGUCUACCCGUAGACCAGCGGGUAAGUUUUUCUGUAGUCGUGUAGGUCUGUCUGUAUGUCUAACUACCCAUAGACGAGCGGGUUAAGUCUAUAUGGCUGUUUGAUCGAACUGUGUUUGACACAUCUUGGUCGUGAGUUUACCAGCCUUUUUUCUCUCUCCUCCCACCGGCACGAUGACCAGGGUUGGAAUGGGUUUGUAAUCGCGCAGAAAUGUGCGUAGAUAUCUCUGUGCGUGCGCAUGUGUGUGUGCGUGCGUGAUUUGUGGAGGAAGGGGGGAGGGCGGGGAAAUGAUUAUCGGAAUGACCACUUCAAAGAGGUCCAUGUUUAACGGUCCCUCAACUUCUGCCUGCUGAAUCGAAGAGGCGUACAGUGGAUUGGUAGUCCGGAGAAUUCGGCGGUGGUGGGGGCACUUGGAGACGACGGAUGGCGCCGGCGGGAAGUGGGGAAUGGCGAGGCGGUCGUGAGUUUAUAUCUCGCACCCAUUUUAAAGGUCGAAUGUGACCAGGUUCAGUGAACGGACGGCACCAGAUUGCCGGUCGAGUGUGACCAGGGUCUUGCCUGACCAGGUUCAGUGAAUAGGUUGGGCAUCAGAUCACGGGUGACCAGGUUCAGUGAAUGGAUGGUGCCAGAUCGCCGGGCGAGUGUGACCCGGGUCGAGCGUGACUUGGUUCGGUGAAUAGGUUGGGCAUCAGAUCACCGGGUGAGUAUGAUCAGGUUUUACAGAGAAUCGUCAGAUUCAGUGGAUGAUUUUGAAGGGAUUUUUCCCUCGAGUUGGGUGUGAGCGGGCCCGGUGUCUGGGCCCGAGCAGGUUCGUUCAUUUGGGUGAUUGCAGGUUUAAUGACUGGGUGGUGUGAGCUGGUUUGGUGAGUCGGUGUGUUCUGGGCGGGUUCGGUGAGUGAUUUGUUCAGAGCAGAAGAGUUGAACGCUCCACAUGAUUUCAGAUCUCUUCUGCUGUUUGUUUGUUUGUUUGUUUUUUUCCGACCCCUCAGAUAAUGUGAACGAGUUGUUGCGAUCCUUGGUCGGGAUCGCUUGGCUUCUUAUCCUUAUAUAUAUAAAUAUUUGUCAGACAGGUCCUUGUCCAAUUGUUAUUGUAAGACGAAGUCCUUACUUAGGGACACAGCAUGAAUGGCGCGACAAGUGUGUCCAUCCAUCGCUGAUCAAACUUGGAUGAUGGAAUGGAUGACACGUGUCAUUCGCUCGUAAAGCAGGGAAGGUUACGUUGUUUUCUUUUUAUUCUCCUGUCAAAUGAAGACAAUGCAAUCCGAAAGCACCUGGCGGCAGAGAGCUGCAGCCGUCGAUCUUUGUAUAAGAGCAUGGUGGGAAGGCCAUUUGAUGAUGAGGUAGGGGAAAGAUUGACGCGAAAGGGGAGGAAGGAGAGAUUUUGGCAUAUGUCGUAUUAUAUAUCGUUAAUAGAAAUUGAGGGUGUGGACACUCCUGAACGUAUUACUCAUUUCUGGACGUAAUUGCAGUCAGAUACGUCUCGGUCUGGCCUUAAAUGCAGUCAGAUACGUUCGCUAUAUCGGUAGUGUGAGUGUGCUUUGAGAGGGAAAAAGUAAGAGCGACCCGACAUGAGGAGAGCAGUACAACGGAAUGGUGCAUUAUAUCCGAUGGAAGCAGAGAGAGGGACUGGUUGAGAAGGACAGAGGGGAACCUGAGGGGCGGGGGAGGCGAUGGAGCAAGAUAAAAAAUACAUGGAAUUUUUCGAUAGUAGUUGUAGAGAGAAAACGGCCGUGGCUUUAAACCCAAUCGACCGAAGGUGAGGAGUGGAGGCCUGUGCUGUGAUAUUUGAGGUAGGCACUUCUUCUACUAGGCUCUGGACGUGAUUGCGGUUAGGUUCAUCCAGGUCGGCCCGCAAUUGCGGUUAGAUACAUUUUUGAAAGUUCGAUUCUGACUAUGGCCUGAGAUGAGAGAUGUGAUUCGGAGGUCUACACACACUAAAGAACUUGAUGUGAUUGAAAUGGUGAGAAUUAUGAGAUUAUACUUCGAUCAGGUAAUUGUUUCUCCGCCGAAAUUGUUUCACAUG